Molecule: messenger RNA, 1388 nt
Organism: Helianthus annuus (common sunflower)
Lineage: Eukaryota; Viridiplantae; Streptophyta; Magnoliopsida; Asterales; Asteraceae
Product: serine/threonine-protein kinase STY13
Exons: 6
Coding region: 54-1175 (373 amino acids)
Biological process (GO): protein phosphorylation
Cellular component (GO): plasma membrane
Molecular function (GO): ATP binding; protein kinase activity
Source: RefSeq, a predicted model, not a curated record
UGGAAACCGACGAAAAGCCAAAGUCUGAGGUUUCUGAAUCAAACCUGAAAGGCAUGGGAAGUAUUAGAGAGAAUCAUAUUUUGGGGGACAGCAACAUGUCUGCAAGCACCAAAGACAUGUUGUUUAGAGCUGAUCAAAUUGAUCUCAAAAGCUUGGAUGUGCAUCUAGAGAAACAUUUGAGUCGAGCUUGGUCAAGAAAUGUAGAUACUAAUGGACCAAAAGAACCAUGGGAGAUUGAUUUGGCUAAGUUGGAAAUAAAGAAUCUUAUUGCUCGAGGAACAUAUGGUACCGUUUAUCGUGGCACUUAUGAUGACCUAGAUGUUGCUGUGAAACUAUUGGAUUGGGGUGAGGAUGAUAUGGCAACUAGUACGGAACUGGCUUCUUUAAGAGCAUCAUUCCGGCAAGAAGUUGCUGUUUGGCACCAUUUAGACCAUCCAAAUGUUACUCGUUUUGUGGGUGCUUCGAUGGGAACAUCGAAUCUUAGGAUACCUGAGAAAACCUCAAGCGAUGGUCCGACUGAUAAACUUCCAUCAAAGGCAUGUUGUGUGGUUGUCGAGUAUAUCUCAGGUGGGACAUUAAAAGGGUUGUUGUACAAGAAUAGGAGGAGGAAGCUCCCUUAUAAAGUUGUUAUUCAACUUGCUAUGGAUCUAGCUAGAGGAUUGAGCUACCUCCAUUCAAAGAAGAUUGUACACCGCGAUGUGAAAGCUGAAAAUAUGUUGCUAGAUACUCAUCGAAACCUAAAAAUUGCAGACUUUGGUGUUGCCCGUGUUGAAGCUCAAAAUCCUAGAGACAUGACGGGUGAAACUGGAACACUAGGUUAUAUGGCUCCUGAGGUUCUUCAAGGAAAGCCUUAUAACAGAAAGUGUGAUGUAUACAGCUUUGGUGUAUGUUUAUGGGAAACCUAUUGUUGUGAUCUGCCAUACCCAUUUCUUAGUUUUUCUGAAGUUUCCUCUGCAGUUGUUCGACACAAUCUGAGGCCAGAGAUACCAAGAUGCUGCCCAAGUUCUUUAGUAAACAUAAUGAGAAAAUGUUGGGAUGCAAAUCCGGACAAGCGGCCAGAGAUGGAUGAAGUUGUGAAGUUACUAGAAGCCAUUGAUACCAGCAAAGGCGGAGGUAUGAUACCCGAAGAUCAAGCUACUGGUUGUUUCUGCUUCGGCCAAAUUCGAGGCCCGUGAAUUAGCUAGUUCUAAUCCCCUCCAACAAUAUAGUAUGCGAUAUCAUUAAUUAAUGCAUCGGUACGUGUUCUAAUUGAUUGUAUAGAGUGGAAUGAACUAAAACAAAUCAAGAAUUCAUGUGAUUCUAUAUGAUAUACAACAAAAUGCUAGCAUGCAUAUGGUUGUAAUAUCUAAAUUGUUUUAUCUAAUGGAUUGUUUUUUAGAUUACUUGUU